Molecule: messenger RNA, 192 nt
Organism: Clunio marinus
Lineage: Eukaryota; Metazoa; Arthropoda; Insecta; Diptera; Chironomidae
Source: the annotation of a GenBank genome assembly
AUGAAACUCAACCAAAUGGAAAUUGACUUGUGCAAAAAACCUAUCAAUGAGCUCUUCAAAAUUCCUUUAUAUGUUUUUGCAAUCUCAAGUGAAUGUCCUAAAAAUUUAACUUCAAAAUUGCGAUACGAAAUCACUCAUGACACUGGAACUUCCUGCCUUGAAAUUGAUACAAAAUUAAGUCGAAAACAUUAA